Molecule: messenger RNA, 381 nt
Organism: Quercus lobata
Lineage: Eukaryota; Viridiplantae; Streptophyta; Magnoliopsida; Fagales; Fagaceae
Product: cytochrome P450 72A68-like
Exons: 3
Coding region: 1-381 (126 amino acids)
Molecular function (GO): monooxygenase activity; heme binding; iron ion binding
Source: RefSeq, a predicted model, not a curated record
AUGGAUCCUGUUUUUACACACAGGAGAAUGAAGGAAAUUGAAAGAGAAGUACAAGACUUACUGAUGGGAAUCAUUAACAAAAGGGAGAAGGCAUGCAAAGGCAGAAAUGACGACUUAUUAGGCAUACUAAUGGAAUCAAAUUCUAGAGAGAUUAAGGAAUUUGGUAAUAAGAAGAGUGUUGGAAUCAAACUUGACUUUGAUGGGUUAAAUCGCCUUAAAAUUGUAACCAUGAUAUUGAAUGAGGCUCUGAGGUUGUACCCACCAGCAGCUUCGCUACUUCGAAGAGUUCACAAGGAAACCAAGCUGGGAAAUAUGAUUAUACCAGCUGGAGUGGAGAUUACUCUACCAAAAAUCCUAGUCCACCAUGAUUAUGAACUGUAG